Messenger RNA from Colletotrichum truncatum, 1023 nucleotides. Its product is annotated as NPP1 domain-containing protein. The record is from RefSeq and is a predicted model, not a curated record. Lineage: Eukaryota; Fungi; Ascomycota; Sordariomycetes; Glomerellales; Glomerellaceae.
AUGUUGCGUCAUUCGUUAACCUCACUGCUUUUGCUCGGUUUGGCCACGUUUACAUCUGGCCGUGCUCUUUCUCCUCGUGACGGAGAUGUAGCAAUAGGCGAUAAAUUUAAAGAUCACGACGAUAUUAAAGCUUUUGAACAGGCAGCAUCCGAUGGUACACCUGGUGAACUAGAACUGCGCUUUAAGCCUGGGCUCAAUGAUGCCAGCGGAUGUUUUCCAUAUGCAGCCGUCGAUAAGGAUGGUUACCAUGGUGCUGGAUUGAAACCUACCGGAAAAAGCGGUGGAAAGUGCCGAGACCCUGCCCUUGGUCAGGUCUACUCAAGAGUGGGAGUCUCCAACGGACGCACUGCUGUCUUGUACUCCUGGUACAUACCCAAGAUCAUGACCGACAGCGACAACCACAAACACUGGUAUUUGAGCGUCGUAGUCUGGCUUCAUACGGACAAGUGCGGCGCCAUGGCUGCCGACUAUUCCAUCGCCGGCGUCAGCUACUCCAAUGGCAAGGAGACCUUUGAUACGACAAUGAGUUCGUCUACCAUCUACAGCUCUGGAGACAGUAACACGGGGGCUGUCAACACGCAUCCUAUUGUAGGCUAUGACGGCCAAGUGGGCGUGUUUCCAUCGGAUGACAGUGCUAUCUAUGCGCUCACCCCUCCAAUGAUUAGCUGGGACAAGCUGUCGACUGCGGCUAGAGAACAGUUCAACGGAAUUCAAUACGAGCAUGCACGAUGCCCCUUCACGGAUAACAAUUUCCAGUACACUCUGGACGCUUCUUACAACGCAAACUUCUAUGACAAGGUGCCAGCUGAGCCUGCUGCUGAUUGCGGGGCGACCCCUACGACUUCGACAGCCGAUCCCGGCUCAACUGAUCCGACCUCGAGUGGCACGCCAACAGAACCCUUGACAUACCCAUCAGCGACGACCACCGAUGAUGUAGAGCCUAUAGAGGAUGGCCCGGAAAUCAACCCUUCCAGUAUGCCGGCCGACCCGACUUACACGCCAACCCCGGGUGAUGGGCAGUAG